UGAAGAGAGGGCGAAGGAGUAAUGGGGGGAUGAAUUAACGUGCUCGGCGCUGUGCCACAGGAGUGCCACUCGCCUCCAGGACACCAGGCACUAAACGACAUGGCGGACUCCUCCCCCACGCCCCGCAUCCUCAUGAUCGACCCUUCCUUGGUGUUCCGGCCGGAGGAAGCCAUCAAGAAGUCAGGAUGGCAUUUCAGGAACUUCCCCGAGGAUUCCGACGACCCCCAGCUGAAGAAGGUCAAGGAGACCUACGUCAAGAUGCACACGUACCAGACGCUGGACUACGUAAAGAAGAAGCACGAGCACUGGCGGAAGUUCGACAAGUUCGAGGCGACCAUCCUGGAGGCGCUGCAGAAGCUGAACGCGCUGGUGGACGAGAGCGACCCCGACGUCUCGGUGCCCAACAUCGUGCACGCCUUCCAGACCGCCGAGCGCAUCCGCGCCGCCCCCGACAAGGACUGGCUGCAGCUCACGGGGCUCAUCCACGACCUGGGCAAGGUGAUGGCCUUCUACGGGGAGCCUCAGUUCUCCACCGUCGGCGACACCUUCGUGGUCGGCUGCGAGGUCGGGAAGUCCGUCGUCUACAGGGACACGACCUUCCACGACAACCCCGAUAUGAAGGACCCAAAACUAAAUUCCAAAUACGGGAUUUACGAACCCAACUGCGGCCUCAGCAAUGUGUACAUGUCUUGGGGCCACGACGAGUACAUGUACCACGUCCUCAAGCACAACAAGUCCACUCUGCCUGAAGAAGGACUCUACAUCAUUAGAUUCCACUCCUUCUACCCUUGGCACACGGGAGGCGACUACACCCACCUGUGUGACAACCGCGACCAGGAGAUGCUUCCUUGGAUCAGGGAAUUCAACAAAUUCGACCUGUACACGAAGAAGGAAGCUGAGCCCGACAUGGAAGCUCUGAUGCCUUACUACCAGUCUAUUAUCGACAAGUACUGUCCCGGUACGUUGAAGUGGUAAGGAUCUACUGGGACUUCGAGACAAGAUUCACUGGAACGAUGAGCGAAAGCCUAUUCUAACUCAUAGGCUAAAGUUUACCCAAAGUACAAGAUUAAGGGCUAUUGGAACUACAAGUUAAGGACUACUGGUAGCUACAAAGGGAGGCUUACUGAAACUACAAGAUAAGAUCCAUUUGAAACUAUAAGCUAGUGAUUUCUGUAAGUACAAGCUAAGAUCUACUGAAUCUACAAGCUACAAACAAAGACCCGCUGAAGCUACAAAAUAAAAUCUACAGAAACAAAUGAAGACGCGUUGAAACUACAAAAGAAACUGAAGAUUUACAGAAACGAAUAAAACGGCAAACAACAACUGAAGCGAAACACAAAUGAAAUGUCUCACUUCAUGUCGACAUUAGACUAUUUCAACUCCACACGACCAAUAUGAUAUGACUUAAAUAUGACAAAAUAUGAAUAUAUUUUAUGAAAAUAUAUUCAUAUAUCUUCAUAAAUAUGAAAAAAAUGAAAAAAAGACAAAAGAUAUGACAGGCCUAAGCUGAAAAGGGUGACGUGAUUAGCCUGUUGUACAAGAGACAUAAAUUUCUCUUAUGUUAUAAUCUACAUUUCUAGUAAUAUCUGAUAUUCAGAUAGACUAAGAAAUAUCAUGUAGUGUUUUAAUCCAUUUACUAUUCUGUUAUUCACUGGAAAAGAGGGAAAGGGUCAUUAAUAAUUAAGUUUUUAUUCUGUUCUUAUCAUACUUGGAUCCUAACUGCUGCAUCAUUAGGAAUGCAGCUUAUCUUAAGAAAAUAAAUGUCAUGCAAUCU
This is a messenger RNA of Penaeus vannamei (Pacific white shrimp), 1774 nucleotides long. Lineage: Eukaryota; Metazoa; Arthropoda; Malacostraca; Decapoda; Penaeidae. The record is from RefSeq and is a predicted model, not a curated record.